Messenger RNA from Asparagus officinalis (garden asparagus), 1499 nucleotides. RefSeq names its product zinc finger AN1 domain-containing stress-associated protein 15-like. NCBI's taxonomy places the organism in Eukaryota, Viridiplantae, Streptophyta, Magnoliopsida, Asparagales, Asparagaceae. The record is from RefSeq and is a predicted model, not a curated record. Gene Ontology annotation, biological process: protein ubiquitination. Gene Ontology annotation, molecular function: zinc ion binding; ubiquitin-protein transferase activity. The transcript is spliced from 2 exons. The coding region runs from base 747 to 1160 and encodes 137 amino acids.
AUUAAAAUGGAUUGGUGGUUCCAAAUAAUAACCCUUUGGAAAUCACACACGAACCAUAAAUUCUCUAUCAACAAGAUUUAUUUAAUUUAUUAAGCAAUAAAUUAGUUUAUCUUUUAUUUUUUAGUUUUUUCCUCCACCACCUCCAAAGCUACCAACUUUACCUUCCUGUUCUCCAAUUUCUCAUUUUUAUUUGCUUAAAAUCCCUCGGUCCGAUCUAUCGGACCUUUCUAUUUCUGGAAAAUUUCUUCAGUUGUUGUUAAAUUUAGGCUUAAAUUCUGUUCGUUUGCUCCAAUUAAGGGGUCUUUAAUAUUUCUUGAUGAAAUUGAUCAUCCAAUAAAGCUCCCAAUUUGAGGUUCUAGAGCUCAAAUCCUUCAUGGGUGUUCAUUUUCACCUCAAUUUCAUCAAGAAAAAUCUCUCUUUUAGAUGUGUAAUCUGCCUCUUCGUUCCCUUGUUUAUUUGAGUUCUAAUUUCUUAGAUUUUUUUUUGUUGCUAAGUCAUAUACUGAGUUUCUUUAGCUGAAAACAUUUGUGGCUUCUUCACUUUGUUCAUAAUUUCUUCAGAAAAUUCUCACCUUUAUGUAUUGAGCUGUAUUUCUGAAAAUUGUCUCCUUUGAUCUAUACAAAUAUCAAUUUUUACUCUUUUUAUCAGAGUUGUCAGUUCUCUUUUUGUGAACUAUUUGAUUUCAAUCACUUUAAAGUCUAAACUAAUCCUUUCCCUUUCAAAUUCAACUCCUUUUGGAUCAUCAAAUGGCACAAGAAAGCUGUAAUCUUGAUAAAGAUGAAGCUGAAAUUCUCAAGCCUUCUUCUCCUCCUCCUACUCAACCAUCUUCACCAUCAUCAACAGCAGCUCCUUUGUGCUUGAAACCUUCUAAAGAAUUUGAAUUUUCGGCUGAAAAGCCAGACAGGCCUACUACUGAUAUCACUUGCGGAUCAAAGGCUGAGAGAGAAUCUCAGUCUUUGUUUCGAUUUUUUAAUCGAUGUUCUUGUUGCAGGAAAAAAGUGGGUCUCACUGGCUUCAGGUGCCGUUGCGGUGAGCUAUUUUGUUCACGGCACCGAUACUCUGAGACCCAUGAUUGCUCUUUUGAUUACAAGGCUUUGGGAAGGGAGGAGAUCUCUAAGGCUAACCCUUUGAUUAGAGCUGCUAAGAUCAUUAAGAUCUAAGCGUAAGUUUCGGGUGAUUAUGAAAGAUGCAGAGCGUUAGCUUGGAUAUGUCUUUGCCCUUGUGGAGCCACUCAUGAUGGUGACAUUUAUGAAGCCAAAGCUUCAAUGUGAAUAUUUGGUGCAAUCUUAUCUCUUCACAGCAGGCUUUUAUGACCAAGCACAAGGCUCUUAUGUUAGCCUGGGUUGAUGAGAGUUAAAUUGGAUCACUGUCAAUCUUCUGUUCUCUUCUGUGGGUUUUAGUAGUUAUUGUUACUAGUCAUUGAACAUUGUUGAUGAGCUUUGUUGAUGAACUUGUUGUUUCCUUUUUUCUCAUUUAUAUAGUUCAAUUUAUCAGUUUCA